Carassius auratus (goldfish) is the source of this 3183-nucleotide messenger RNA. Its product is annotated as regulator of G-protein signaling 20-like. The transcript is spliced from 5 exons. Lineage: Eukaryota; Metazoa; Chordata; Actinopteri; Cypriniformes; Cyprinidae. The record is from RefSeq and is a predicted model, not a curated record. Bases 530 to 1204 code for a protein of 224 amino acids.
GGAAGCCAUUCCUUACAAGAAAAGGAACCUCCGUAUGAUGUUCUGUACUUAGUGCGGGGGUCUUCCUCACUUUUACAAGCACAUAGCACACCAUUACCCUGUCGGUCAUGUUCUAUGACACAUUAUUGACACCUCAUGUGAGGCGCACAGGGACACUCGUGAGUCUGUGCUCGUUUCAUUGGAAGCAGUGUUAAAUAUAGCUAUCCUCCUCCAUUAAACAUACAAAAGAAUAUUUCAGUUUCAUUUAUUAUAUUGAGCUGACGUUUGCUUGUGCGGAUAUGGCGUUAAUUGUUUGAAAGUAAGAACCGUAGGAUUGUAGGAAAACGUUUAAAUAUGUCGUUUUUCGCCGUUAGAUGUGCAUCAUGAAUCAGUGACAUCCAAAUGAUUUACGCUACCACCGCCACAGCUCGCGAGAGACACGCAUGCGCAUUGUCAAAAAACAGCCGGUCUUAAAAAAAAUCCUUAUGCCAACGGAUGUAAUCAAGGCAAAGAAUAUCUCUUAUCUCUGGGCAUACAUGGUGAAAUUCCCAUGGGAUCAGAGCGGAUGGAGAUGCGAAAGAGGCAGAUGUCGGUGCAGCAAGAGUCGGUGGCGGGCACCACAGCACCGGCACAGAACGAGCAGCCUGGCCAGGGGAACCGUGGCUCCAACGCCUGCUGCUUCUGUUGGUGCUGUUGCUGCAGCUGCUCCUGUCUCACUGUUAGGAAUGAAGACAGAGAAGAGAGGAACCGGAGAGCCUCGUAUGAUCUUAAAGCAGAGGGGAAUGCAGACUUCGAGGAAAGUCUGAAACCGACUGCGGAGGAGGUCCUCUUAUGGGGGCAAUCUUUCGACCAACUGAUGCACUGCCCCGCUGGAAGAAGUGCCUUCCGGCAGUUUCUGCGCACUGAGUUCAGUGAGGAAAACAUGCUCUUCUGGUUAGCCUGCGAGGAAUUCAGUAAGGAAACCAAUAAGAGCGUCAUCGAGGAGAGAGCACGGAUAAUAUACGAAGACUACAUCUCUAUCCUUUCACCCAAAGAGGUGAGCCUCGACUCUAGAGUUCGAGAGGUUAUAAACAGGAACAUGUUGGAGCCAACAUCCCACACGUUUGACGAUGCCCAGCUCCAGAUAUACACACUAAUGCAAAGGGACUCAUAUCCGCGAUUCAUGAACUCGCCGGUCUACAAAAACCUGAUCAAGACAGUCUCUGAGCAGUUGGUGGAAUCUUAGAUCUCUGUGAUCCCGGUUGAAUGCCCCAUCCCUAUCUUUUGGUUGUUACCUUUUCUUGUGUAGAAUAUGUUUAAAAGGACCUCAGCGAGGGUCUUCCCAGGGAUUUUACUGCUAUAGCGAUCUGUACCUGAAAAAAAGACACUCAGGUCUCCAGGUCACUGGAUUAAAAAAAAAAAAAAAAUGUCUCAAAUUUCCUGAGGGCUCAACACCACAAGUACUGCUACAGAUCAGCAUAGCAAACGAUGCUCCAAAGGAUUAUCAGUGCGUUUAGAUGUUUUAAAGAAAAAAAAUCUAUUUUAUUUGUGUUGAAGGGUUGUUUUUAUUAAUUUUUUUUAUAUCAAUGUUCGAAGGAAGAUGUGAUACCAAUCGUGGACUAUAUACAGUAGAUAUAUUUAUGAAUUUAUCUUACAUUCCUUCAGCCUUUUUUUUUCUCUCGUGUGAUAAUAUUUAAAGAAGAGGGAAUUAUGGGGCAACAAGUAUUGCCUGAAAAAUGCGUAUGAGAAUCAAAGCUUAAGUCAAGGCAACACUUCACAGGAGCAGUCUGUUGUAAACAGUAUUGUUUCAGCUACUUUAUCAAAUACUCCCUAUUAUAAUGACUUGGCAUCUCCAAUGAGAAAUCAUCAUUAUUUCCUAAAGAAAAAACCCUAAAAACUGUAAUUAAAGAGAUAAUUGUUGUAAGCGGAAAUAUAUUCAAUUAAAAAAAGGUUGAACUGUAUCAUGGAUAAGAAAUAAUUAUUAUCAUAAUGCAUAUAUCAGACAGCUUAGUACAGUUAUUUUCUCUGCCUUAUGUACUGCUUGAAAAUAUCAAGAAUUUAUUUACAGAAAUAUCAUGAAUCUAUAAGUGUUUUUCUGUAUCAUAGCAUUCAUUUAUUCCUAGCCACAUUCAGAACGAGCAGCUAAGAGUUGGUUGGGCAUGGCAACAGUUCCUUGCAUGUACUCAACCCAAAGACACUAUGAAGACUGAAAGCCUCAUCUGUGUACAGUAUAUAGAGGAAGUAUUAUUUUUAUGAAUGACCUUGAAUAGAAGAGAUUUAACCUGCAGGUAUUAUACUACAGUAUCAAAUGUGCUGUAUUUCUAAACAUGAGCACUGAAUGGGAAGGUGCAGGUUUUAUUGCUAGGACCCUCAGAAGUAGAUGACACCAAAGUAGCCAAGUUCAGUAAAACUGUGUGAUUAGCUUUCUCUCCAAUACAACUGACUAGAAUUGGAGCUGCCAAGUUCUUACUAUAUUUUUAGUUCUGUGAAUUUACUUUGUUGCCUGACUCUCAUGUCACUCAAAGACAAGAUCCUCACUCGGGGAAGUGCCUUGACAUUCAAUUUUGUGGCAUCUCUUUUUUGGCAAUAGUUGAUUUAAACUCUUGCCACAUACAGUAUGUAGACUCUGGGCCUUUGAUCAAUUCACCAGAUGACUUGUCCUGCACUGUGAUGUCUGAAUUGAACGAUUACACUUCAUAUGCCUCUAGUUUUGGAGCAAAAAACACCAUUGGUUUUGUCAAAUGCUGAAGUCGCACAUUUAAGAAAGUGGGUCUGUUUGCCAGUUAGUCAGGUACAAUUCAUUAAGAUUAUUGAUCUGAGUCCAGACAUACAUCUACCAACAUGUAUUUCAUGGUGGUGCUUCUACUUGUCUUAGGCUAACUUAAUAUGAAAUGUGCAAUUGAUAUGUGCAAUUUGAGCUGAUGGAUUCACCACAUAGAUCAACCUCAAAAACAAUCUAAGCCAAUGGUUUGGAGUUAUACUGCCUAUGAAUCUUUUUUUUUUCUUUCUCUCUCUCUCUCUCUCUCUCUUUUUUGUUGUUGUUGUUGUUGUUCUGUAACGUAUACAAAAACAAGUGUUAUUUUCCAAUCAGUUUACAUACAAAUUAUUAUAAAUGUUUUAAUUAAUAAUAUGUGAAUGUUUACAGUAAUCAGAUUCGUUUUUUUUUUUGUUUUAAUGAAUUGAGAAAAAUAAUGAUUUGUGGGCAUUUGGAAUCUUUAAGAUACA